Molecule: messenger RNA, 1476 nt
Organism: Mesitornis unicolor (brown roatelo)
Lineage: Eukaryota; Metazoa; Chordata; Aves; Mesitornithiformes; Mesitornithidae
Gene: EAF2
Product: ELL associated factor 2
Exons: 5
Coding region: 21-683 (220 amino acids)
Biological process (GO): positive regulation of DNA-templated transcription; regulation of transcription elongation by RNA polymerase II
Cellular component (GO): super elongation complex
Molecular function (GO): transcription elongation factor activity
Source: RefSeq, a predicted model, not a curated record
UUAAGCCUGCAUCUAUUGAUAUGUCCUGCGAAGGAGACCUUAAAAUUGGUGAAGGUGAACAGGUGACAAUAACACUGCCAAAUAUUGAGGGCUCAACUCCACCAGUGACUGUGUUCAAGGGCUCAAGGAAGCCUUACCUAAAAGAAUGUAUCUUAAUUAUCAACCAUGACACUGGAGAAUGUCGCCUAGAGAAACUUAGUAGCAACUUCACUGUGAAAAAAACCAGGGCUGAUGGAAGCAGUAAAGUCCAGUCUCGCAUAGAACAGCAACAGCAGCAAAUGCGAAAUGCAACUAAGGUUCCAAACAACAUUAAAAAUUCUCCACCAAAAGAAAAGAUGUUUCCUUCUUCUCCUAUGGAUGAUAUUGAACAAGAGCUAAAAGCAGAAGCCAGUAUCAUGGACCAGCUGAGCAGCUCUGACAGUUCAUCUGACUCUAAAAGUUCUUCGUCCUCUUCAAGUAGUGAAAACAGUUCUAGUGAUUCUGAAGAUGAGGAAAUGAAGCCCUCUCUUCCUAUGUCAAUGCCGUACUUGCAGCCGCAGCCUACUGUGUCUGCUAUACCACAACAGGCUGUCCCCGACAAAGAUGCCAAUCACAACAGAUCCCAAGAGAGCAGUGGUCAUAUGAUGAAUACACUACGAAAUGACUUGCAGCUGAGUGAAUCUGGAAGCGAUAGUGAUGACUGAACAAAUUUUUGGCCUUAAAUGUAUCACCUUUAAUGCUAAAUAUGUCUUAGCAUCUGUUUUGCACUAAGAUUAGAUUACCAGAGACUGGAAUGAAUGUCCUCGAUUUUGAUAAUAGACAUCCUAAUUUUCUACUGACACAUCAUGUCUAUAGUACAGCAGCAUUGAUAUCCUGUCAGUGCUAUGGUUAUGUGUUUAUCUUUCAAAUUACUGUAUUUACAGUAAAAUUGUAUAUGAUCUGAUUUUGAUUAUUUUUGCCUCAGCCACCUGUUUUACUUGAAACUGAUUUGUAACAGCUAGUUACUUUAUAUAAAUAGUUAUAGAAUGGAGAAAUUUCUGAUAUUUAUGGAGGCAAGUUUCCUUCCUAUCAUUUAAAUGCUGAAUGCUGAUCUCACAGCUUUUACUUGGAGGGAGUGAAAGGGAGAACAACCAAAUGAGGUCUGCUGUGUCAGCUACACUUUUUGUUCAGUUCACAGUUUAUACCUUUAAGGAAACUGCUGAAUAAUGUGGUCCACUAGUGCAGUUACAGUUUACAGUUGUUCAACACAUUGCUGAAUUCUUGAUUUCAUUAUAUUAUAGGACUUGAUAUUUUUGAGCCUCAAGAUUCCUAAGGGAACUUGUCUCUUCUCUGCCUUUUUGUGUAACUUGAAUAGGCUGGUCUUUUUACAACCUUUUUGUAUCUAAAUUUAGGUAACUGCAGAGACAGCAAUGAAUUUAUUUCAUUUAAUUCUGUAAUGGGAAUCAGAAAAUUUCUUUGUAGGAGUAUAAAAGUAAUUUAAUAAAGCAAUAUUUAUCG